Messenger RNA from Megalobrama amblycephala (Wuchang bream), 929 nucleotides. RefSeq names its product speriolin-like protein. Bases 126 to 860 code for a protein of 244 amino acids. The transcript is spliced from 4 exons. NCBI's taxonomy places the organism in Eukaryota, Metazoa, Chordata, Actinopteri, Cypriniformes, Xenocyprididae. The record is from RefSeq and is a predicted model, not a curated record.
CUUCCAUUGAUGACGUCAUAGUAGUGUUCUGAUUCUGAUUCUUGUGUCGAAGACAGAAGUAAAAUCAUUUGUGUUUGAUCUGGUGGAGAGUAAAAGUGGAUAAGGUCAAAAACGGUUCAUUGAGAAUGGAUGCUGGGAAACGGAGGCAUGAAAUGGAUCAUUUGAAUGAAGAAAAUGCUGAUCUGCAAUCAGAACCCAACAUAUAUACAUCAAACGAUGGUCUGAUCACUCAAACUGGCAGCAGAUCAAAUAUUGAAUGGAGCACCACUGUGGAUGAGGGCAGAUUCAGUGAGGAGCUGCUGAAAAGAGCCCAUAAGACGUCCUCACCGCUCAGCCUGCUGCACACGGACGCUUCAGCCGUCAAUCACGAGGAGCUGCCCAGCUGCUCCUUCACACACCACACACUCAGAGAUCACAGCAGGUUACUGGGUGAAAUUGCCUUCCAGCUGGACCGUCGAAUCCUCUCACAUGUUUUCCAGGAACAGUCUAGACUGUAUGGAUUCACCGUACAGAACAUCCGAGAUAAAAUAGAGCAGGUCUCCAUUCACCCCCUGACCGGGACAGUGGAUGAAGCUUAUAAGUUCCAGCUGUUGGAGCGACACACAGAGAUCACGGACAGGCUUCAUUCGCUGGGAUAUAACAUGAGUCUCCACCCUGCCUUCAGUGAGUUCAUCGUCAACACCUAUGGGAUCCUGAAAGAGACGCCUGACGCCCGGGAACCGGCCUACACCAACCCCGAGUUCUUGCGCAGGGUGAUUGUUGAAACUGCCCCGUCCAGGUUGCUGAAGGAUCUUCUGCUGCUGCUCAGCUGCUUGUGUUUCAUGGCACGACUGGAUGGACGGAGUCUGUUCCUGUGGUAGAAAUGUCUCAAUCCACACGUCCCUUCCCUGAUUUGCUCCUUUCUGAAAAUAAACAACUUAGAAAUGCAA